AUGCAGCAACUGAGACUGGGCGGGCCGCCGGGCGCCCGUGAACCCCGAUCUUUUAAGCAGUCUCGUAUAAUUUUUGUGAAAGCUGAAGACGACAUUAGCAUCGUCACCCUCAAGACGUGCAGGUCCUCGGAAGUUGAAGAUGCUGCGCGUAUUCCGAAUUUGCCAGCCGCUUUGUACCAUCAAAGGGAAUUUAUAACUGUUGUUGAGAGAAUGAACAACCAGUCCCUGCUGCGGUGCACCCACGACGAGGCUGUGGCGGAGCUGCGGCAGGCGGGCGACGAAGUGAUCCUGACGGUGCGACACUACAAAGCGGCCACGCCCUUCCUCAACAAGGGAGACGACAACAGCUCCACCACAGAGAGCACCACCUCCCAGCUCCGGCCCGAGGAUGGCUGGCGGUCGCCCUCCAACCCCACCACCCCCACCACCCCGUCAACCACCGCCACGUCGCCCACGUCAACCAAAAUGAACAACCACAAAGUCUCGAACGCUGAACAGACCUCGGACUCCCUAGUGACCAACAACAGCACCGACUCCUCCACCAAAAGCAUCACAUCAACGACCAACAACCUCAACAAAAUCAACAGCAGCCGGAGUACCUCUGAGGUCAUCACCAACGGCAUCUCCACCGCCACCACCACCACCACCACCACCGCCACCACCAACACUGCGGACAACACCUGCAACGGACCCAAGGUGGAGAAGCAGUGGGUGGAUGUAGUCACAGUGCCCCUCAUGAUGGCGUACAUCACGAGGUACAUCUUCGGCACCGACAAGCUCCGGCCUCAGGCAUUCGAGGUGAGGGGCAUCAACGGCAUCAGCACGGGCGUGGUUCACUGCGAGGAUGCCGCGAUGCUGUCACAGUGGAUCAAGCACAUCACUAACAACAUCAUCGGACUCACGAACCUGCAGAUGAAGCUGUACAACUCCAGCUUCCCGGCGUCAGAGCACGUGCUGUAUAUGGGGUGGGUGUGCGAGGGGGUACUCAACCAGAAUCUUCCGUGGCAGAACUGGAAGCCCAAGUUCAUCGCUUUGAAAGGAACCGAUAUCUACAUGUUCGACACGCCGCCGCUCAACACCCACGACUGGCUGGAGCGGGCGUCGGUGUGGGGUCACCAGACGAUGUUCCGCGUGAUCAAGGAGUCGGAGUACGUCGACGAGCGCCAGCACUGCUUCCUCCUGCAGACGGCCAUGCAGGAGUCGCGCUACCUCAGUGUGGAGACGCGCCAGGAGCUGCUGAGGAUCGAGAACGCCUGGCACCGCGCGGUCUACAACGCCGUCACGAGACUAGGGAGCAAGACCUUCGCCGUGACCCAGGGCGGGAGAUCCUCCGGCCUGACCUUGGACUGGUCGGGCGGCUUCGCGCUCUACGACACGGAGACGCGGGACUACCAGUGGCGCUACAAAUUCUCGCAGCUCAAGGGCUCCUCGGACGACAGCAAGACCAAGCUCAAACUGCACUUCCAGAACGAAAACAAGGAAAUUGAGACUAAGAACCUUCUCUUCUGCAUGCACGCCUUCCUGACAGCUAAAGUGGCUGCUGUCGACCCAUCCUUCCUGAGGGCGCCUCCGAAGACACCGACGUAGUCAUGUCCGC
Messenger RNA from Penaeus vannamei (Pacific white shrimp), 1597 nucleotides. Lineage: Eukaryota; Metazoa; Arthropoda; Malacostraca; Decapoda; Penaeidae. The record is from RefSeq and is a predicted model, not a curated record.